Messenger RNA from Portunus trituberculatus (swimming crab), 1097 nucleotides. RefSeq lists its product as uncharacterized. Lineage: Eukaryota; Metazoa; Arthropoda; Malacostraca; Decapoda; Portunidae. Bases 172 to 840 code for a protein of 222 amino acids. The transcript is spliced from 6 exons. The record is from RefSeq and is a predicted model, not a curated record.
AACGACUUUUUGAAACACGAUCAGGUAUAAAAAUAAAUUUUUGGAACCCCGUCAGGUUUUAAGGAGAUAGAAGUGUGCAGCGUCUCUCUCCUCCACUGGGUUCUUCGCUGGCCACAGCAAGACGCGAAGGUUCAUCGGUGACUACCAUUUACUAUAGACAAACAAGCAACAAUGCUGCGUACACUAUUAGCGGUGGCGGCGGUGGUGAUGGUCGCGGUGCACACAACAUCAGCCGCACCAAGAGACUUCAAUAGUGUGGUGAAUGACAUGCUACACUCCAUCCUGGACAAAAUAACCGAACCAGUGAAGCCCAGCGGCCCAAUAGAACUCAGGAUUAAACAAAACCAUGUCGCUGACGUAUACCUCAGGAUGGAUGACUGCGAGAUAACGGGCCUGAAGGACUUUGUUGCUCACGACAGUACGAUAACUUUGUAUGGUAUAGGAAAAGCUAACAUCUCCAUCAGCAUCAAAUCUCCCAAAGUGACACUGACUACGGGCCAUUACUUUAUCAAUGGCACUAUGGUGGAUCACGUUGAACUCUACGGCAACGGGCCCGGCUUGAUCUCUGUUGAUGAAAUGGACGUCAAGGUGGAAGGAAGUGCCAAUGUUCUCGGUAUGGAAUUUACGGAGGCUACUCUUGACCUGGAGAUGUGGCGCUGGACGGUUGCUUUGGAAGACUUGAUGCCAGGAACAGACCUCGGGACGGUGUUCAACGAAUUCUUCAGCAUGUACGGUCCCGAGAUCUUUGACAUCGUAGAGAAUAAUAUCAACAAGAACGGCAAACUGGUGGGCAUUAUCAACAAUCUUAUCAAGCAGUACCUCCCGGGAAGGAUCCGGUGAUCCAAUAAUGCAGUAUAUGACAGCAUACACUCUUGACUUGGCUCUUAUGCUCAACUUUCUCUGUUUAAAUGAAAAUAUCUCAUGGAAAUUAAUUAAUAUUCAGACAAUCAUCUUUUGUAUCGUGCUGAUCCUUUCUUAGUCCUUUUCACUUAGAUAAAAACAUCUUUUACAAAACUUAUGUUUUGUGAAAGAUGUAUUACAGCAUCUUAAAAUCUAAUACUGUAGAAAAAGCACAAUAAACUCCUAUUCCUCUUUUC